Molecule: messenger RNA, 1196 nt
Organism: Helicoverpa armigera (cotton bollworm)
Lineage: Eukaryota; Metazoa; Arthropoda; Insecta; Lepidoptera; Noctuidae
Product: mucin-6
Exons: 6
Coding region: 81-1175 (364 amino acids)
Source: RefSeq, a predicted model, not a curated record
GCGCAUCGCUCCCUCCUAUGUGUAUGAUAUAUACGUUCGCGCGAACGGUGCGUUCAGUUUACCCGUGACCGUCCGUCGCUAUGCAGUCUACUGUGAUUGUUGCUUGUCUGUUUGUGGUCGGACUUGUUUGCCGAACAGAAGCACAAGUAGGCGUCCUCUGCCGGGCAAACGAGCGUCUCCUCAUGUGUGGCUGCCACCGGACCUGCCGCAAUCCGGCGCCGGACUGCAAGGCCGUCUGCCGGACCGGCUGCUUCUGCGACGACGGACAGGUCCGGAACGAUAAGGGACAGUGUGUCAAGCUGGCUGAUUGUCCUCCUAUACUUUCAGCCUACACACAAGACACAACAGAACCUCGUCCAAACGGUGGUACCUGUCCUGAAAACGAGGAGUAUAGGUUCUGUGAGAACUGCAUCAAGACCUGUGACAACCCCAACCCUGUGUGUCCAGCCCAGUGCACGAGGGGCUGCUUCUGCAAAGAAGGGCUGCUCAGAGACAGGGAUGGGAACUGUGUGCCGCCUAACCAAUGUUCCAUCGAAGAUCCAGCAGCACCAGUACAAUACCAAUACCAGAUGACCUGCAGCGAGCACCAGGUCUACAAACGCUGUGAGACCUGUAUCAAGACCUGCAGUAACCCCAACCCCAAGUGUCCAACUCCCUGUGCCAUGGGCUGCUUCUGUGAAGACGGCUACGUUCAGGCCCCUGAUGGCAGAUGUGUCAAGCUAGAAGAAUGCCCCAAAGAAAUAACUAAUUUCGCAGCCGAAGUCAUGGUGGGCCCAAUGACCCACAUCUCUCAUGAGCCUACGGUGGAAGACUGUGCUCCUGACGAGGAGUAUUUCUCCUGCGGGUGGUGCGAGCCCAGCUGUUCCAACCCUGCACCCUCGUGCCCCAUCAAGGUCUGCACGAGAGGCUGCCUCUGCAGGCCGCCCUUGUUGAGGCAUCAUAGUGGACACUGCGUGGAGGAGAAGGAUUGCUAUCCACAAAAAUGCAAAGACGCAAAUGAGGAGUAUGUCUGCCGCUACGGUUGCGAAGUUCGUUGUGACACGCGCCCGUGCGUGCGCCCGCGAAGCUGCGUGCUCGGCUGUCACUGCAAGAUGGGCCUGCUAAGAGAUGGCGCCACUGGUCUCUGUGUAGUCAAAGACAAAUGCUCGAAUAACACUGAGAAUAGAUCAUUGUGAGGAAUUUAGACUGAUUAAAUU